UUCGUUCCUUCUUCCACGACUGUCUAACGUUCUUGUUCGUGAUUGAUUUUGAUUAUUGAUCAGUCGCAUGGUGAUUGGAAGACGCAUGGAGAUACCUCUUCAAGCAGGAUCGAUUCGAUCCACGUUUCUCUUUUACUUAUUCUGUGCGUUAUGGUUUACUGGGACCGUCAUCGACGGUAUAAGUGCAGCAAAUUUCGCGGGGGAUAUUUUUCGAAGCCAGAAACAUAACGAGCCAGCCAACUUGCGUCUCGAGAAAGAUGCUUCGACUGGAACGGUCCCAUCGAUGCUUCCAACGUGUACCGGGCCAUACGGCAAAGCGGGUCAUUGCGAGUACUUGAAACGAUGUUUUUCCCAGGACUAUGCUUCGAAUUUUACCAUGGCUAUGGAUCACUCGUGCACCAUCGAACGAACGUAUUUAGGAAUUUGUUGCGUGAAACAUUGGAACGGAUUGCGCAGAAAAUCUACGACCCAAGAGAGUUUCGCUGAGAUUCUACCGCUAAUUGCUGUUUCAGCUCACGACGAUGAAGGUCAUGACGAGGCAGGGACGUACGAUAAAGGGAGUAGAAUCGUUUGGUCGGAAAAGGAGAGGACGUCGACGUCUCGACCUCGAAUUCCGGAAGCAUCGAGAGGAUGCGGGACAACGUGGAAAAGUCGAAGCAGAUUGGUAGGUGGCAGACCGGCCGAUCCCAAAGAAUGGCCUUGGAUGGCGGCUCUCCUCAAGGAAGACCAAACUCAGUACUGCGGCGGAGUCCUCGUCACCGAUAGACACGUUUUGACAGCUGCCCAUUGCGUGAACAGCUACAAACCUUGGGACAUCAAAGUCAGGCUCGGCGAAUACGAUUUCACGACCGCGGAGGAGACGAGGGCUUUGGACUUUGCUGUUACCGAGAUACGUGUGCAUCGAGAUUUUGAUUAUACCACGAACGAGAACGACAUAGCGAUGAUCAAGUUACAUCGACCAACGGUAUUCGACAGUUACAUUUGGCCCGUGUGCUUACCACCGGUGGAUCAAACCUUUGAGAACAAGAGCGCGGUGGUAACGGGUUGGGGUACUCGGUACUACAAAGGUCCUGCUAGUACAGUUUUGAUGGAAGUCGGAGUUCCGGUAUGGCCGCAAAAGAAGUGCGCGAAAAGUUUCGUUCAACGAAUUCCCAAUACGACUAUUUGCGCCGGUGCUUACGAAGGUGGACGCGAUGCUUGUCAGGGUGACUCGGGUGGACCGCUGCUGCACCAGCUCGGGAACGGUAGAUGGGUGAACAUCGGAAUAGUGUCUUGGGGAAUUCGGUGUGGAGAAGCGAAACGUCCUGGAAUAUACACGAGAGUGAAUUCCUAUCUCGAUUGGAUAUUCGAAAACGCUGUAUUCUAGAUUCCCGUUGUAUAAUCGAUCACGUUUAAAUCGAGCAUAGAGAAGCAUGAAACGCUGACGGAAAA
Eufriesea mexicana is the source of this 1431-nucleotide messenger RNA. RefSeq names its product venom protease. Gene Ontology annotation, molecular function: serine-type endopeptidase activity. Gene Ontology annotation, biological process: proteolysis. The transcript has 8 exons. Bases 68 to 1366 code for a protein of 432 amino acids. Lineage: Eukaryota; Metazoa; Arthropoda; Insecta; Hymenoptera; Apidae. The record is from RefSeq and is a predicted model, not a curated record.